Molecule: messenger RNA, 1058 nt
Organism: Cajanus cajan (pigeon pea)
Lineage: Eukaryota; Viridiplantae; Streptophyta; Magnoliopsida; Fabales; Fabaceae
Source: RefSeq, a predicted model, not a curated record
CACAUUCCAAUUCGAUCCUUCCCCGGCGUGUCACAUAUGUUUCCUGCAUACACAUUACACAACACAACAAUCGUUACUUUCAUUCUUCUUCGUACCAGACACUUCCUUCUCUAUCGUUGUCCUUACAAAUGACAAGUCCGAAGGCGGAGUCCGAAGACAGGGAAGUGAUUAUAGGGAGAGGUGAAGGAGAAAACGAGUCAUGUUCUGGUUUUCAGGGAUUGAAGUUUGAUUUUGGUAGUGGUAGCAAGAGUAGGACCAAAAGUUUUCAUCCUCCAAUUGAAACGCAUUGGUGUCUCAAUUCGUCACCAGGAAAAAAGGCUUCGUCUUCUAUUAAGUCAGUGUUGUCUUACCCACUCGCGAAAUUUAGAAAGAGUAAAAGUCUUAAAAUGAUUCUAGAAGGAGCCCGUGAUCCUAAGGAUAAACAAAUUGUUGAGUCUUUUCGCGAAAUGCUGAUACAAGAAGACCUCUUGCCACCAAAGCACGAUGAUUAUCAUACUCUUCUAAGGUUUCUGCGCAUGAGGGAUUUCGACGUGUCAAAAUCCAAAGAGAUGUUUCAAAAUUAUCUGAAAUGGCGCAAGGAAUUUCGAGUAGACGUGCUUCCAAAGGAAUUCAAUUUCACGGAGUACAAUGAAGUGAAGAAAUGCUAUCCUCAUGGAUAUCACGGAGUUGAUAGAUACGGUAGACCCGUGUAUAUUGAGAGAACUGGGAUGGUAGACCUUAACAAACUGGGAGAAGUAACCACAUUUGAAAGGUUUAUCAAAUAUCAUGUGUCAGAGCAAGAGAAAACUCUGAAAGUAAGAUACCCUGCAUGUUCACUAGCUGCUAAAAAGCACAUAGCAUCCACUACAAGUAUCUUGGAUGUCAAUGGAGUAGGGAUGUCUAAUUUCUCAAAGCCCGCAAGAUACCUCUUUACGGAAAUUCAGAAAAUCGAUAGCUGUUACUAUCCUGAGACUCUAAAUCAGCUCUUUAUUAUUAAUGCCGGAUCUGGGUUUAGGAUGCUGUGGAAAGCAAUAAAAGCAUUCCUAGAUGCACGCACAGUAUCAAAGAUUCAAGUAUGA